Molecule: messenger RNA, 21493 nt
Organism: Coregonus sp. 'balchen'
Lineage: Eukaryota; Metazoa; Chordata; Actinopteri; Salmoniformes; Salmonidae
Source: the annotation of a GenBank genome assembly
AUGCAGCAGAAGCUGGCUGACACAGAGAGGCGCUGUGCCGUGCUGGCUGCUCAGGCCUCUGGCCAGGGCUCCACCAAGGCCUCCGUAGCCGGGUCAGAAGACACCUUCAUCAGCCGCCUGCUGGACAUCGUGUCCGAGCUCUACCAGCAGGACCAGUACAGGUGAGGGUAGUGGUGUGGAGGGGAGGUGUGUAUUUGUGUGUGUGUGAGUGGGGGGGGUGGCAUGUAGUGUGUGAUGUAUGCAGUGACAUACUCCCAUGGUCACACCAGGUAAGAAGACAUUUACAUUUUACAUUUUAGUCAUUUAGCAGACGCUCUUAUCCAGAGCGACUUACAGUUAGUGAAUACAUAUAUAUAUAUUUUUUAUACUGGCCCCCCGUGGGAAUCAAACCCACAACCCUGGCGUUGCAAACGCCAUGCUCUAUCAACUGAGCUACAUCCCUGCCGGCCAUUCCCUCCCCUACCCUGGACGACGCUGGGCCAAUUGUGCGCCACCCAUGAGUCUCCCGGUCGCGGCCGGCUGCGACAGAGCCUGGAUUCGAACCAGGAUCUCUAGUUGCGAUGCAGUGCCUUAGACCACUGCGCCACUCAGACCUACUGUGCUUUUGCUCCUUCGUUUUCUUGAGGUGGAGAACAAGAAAAUAAUUGCACUUGAUGUGAUAUCAUUGGUCAAUGACACCAAGGAUACAUUUUUCCCCAUCGAUUAUACCAAACCGGUCUUAGAUUCUAUGAUUCACAGAUAUCUACAGAAAUCCUGAGAAAUUACGCAAUACCUACCUAGUUACUUUAGCUAUGAAGAUAUUCUUUCUCACUUAUGUUGUGGUUGUUGCCAUGUUUGUAGUGAUCUGAAGGUGACUGUUGGAGAGACGACGCUCAACGCUCACAAGUUUGUCCUGGCUGCUCGCAGUGAUGCCUGGAGCCUGGCCAACCUGGCCUCCACCUCCGAACUGGACCUGUCUGGUGAGCUACCCUCCCUUCUGUCACACUCACGUCACUAUAAUCCAGAAUUUAAUCUCUGUUAACCCAGAAGUAAAAUCUCACAUAUUUUGGUUUGUUACGCCAUGAACUUGCUGAGCAAAAACAAAGACUCCACCCUCGAGUCCAUUGUGUUCACGGUUUUGGUUUCUUCCAACAACUGCAUUUAAAAGCGGUUCAUUGAUAGUGUAGCUUUAGUUCAGUUAAGUUAUCUUUCGUUCCACUCUGGGUAGUUAAAACCGUCUCUCCCAUGCUGGGUGUUCCAGAUGCCAAGCCGGAGGUUGCCAUGGCGAUGUUGCGCUGGGCCUACACAGACGAUCUGGAGCUCAGUGAGAACGAUGCCUUCCUCAUCGACCUGAUGAAGCUGGCCAACCGCUUCCAGCUGCAGCUGCUCCGAGAAAGGUAGGCAGGGGCUGAAACACAUUGGCUGUGUUUGAGAGCAUCAAUUCUGCUUAGUCACGGAUCGGUUACCGACUGUCAUCUCAAACUCACAUACACACACUCUGGGGGCUAUAAGGUGUUCUAAAGCCAAGUGUGUGUUUACUGCCUAAGGGCACAUGUACUCUUUGUGUUUUCCUUUCCUCUAGGGUGGCUAUAAAUGCAUUGUCCAAUAUUUCUGAUUGACAUCAGUGUUCUCAAACACUGCUUUUGUUCUCUUGGAACAGGUGUGAGAAAGGGGUGAUGUCAUCUGUGAACGUGAGGAACUGUAUCCGGUUCUACCAGACGGCUGAGGAGCUGGACGCCACCACCCUCAUGAACUACUGCGGAGAGAUUAUCGCCAGCCACUGGGUGAGUCUCCACUGUUCCACUGACUGUCCAACUGUGGACAGGACUGUCUCCAUGUUUAUCGGAAAGUCCUGGCUGGGAUUGAAGGGGCUUGAAUCAAUACACAGUUCAUUUCAUAUCUCAGAUGAUGUCCAGUAGUGCUCGGCCUGAUCAUGCAUCACUCAUUAUACUGUCAUCUCAAUUUACAGUGCUAUUGAUUAUUCUCUAGCUCCCAUCUGGAUGAUCUGUUACAUACUUCACUCUCCUUAACCUCAUCUAAAAAUAUGUUUCGAAAUACCUUAAAGGGAAGAUUGCAGAAUUAGGUUGCUGUUAAAACAUUCUGAUUUGUUUCAUCCUUCCAACUAAAAGUCCCAAUGCGACAUAUCACUUUACAUUUGUAUUUUGGGAGAAAGUUAUAUUUGACCGAAGUCAUGUCGGUAAAGUGACGUAAAGAGGAGCACUACACGAGCAGGAGUGAAGCAAGCCACUGUCCACAUAAGACGGUAAAGAACGAGUCCUAUUCUUUGCACAUUGAAAAAUGGCAAUUUAUCAUUGACCAUAUCCUCUAGUUUAAUUAUUCUGUAUUGCAAAAUAAUUUUUGCUUAUACAGCGUGCAGGCUUUUAGCAUAGCCCCUUUUACACCCCUGCUAGCUUACCCCUACUAGCUAACCACUAGCAUCCAAUAAACGCAUCACUUAUUAGCAGUUCAGCACAUCAACAUUUCUCGUACUGUUACACAAAAUCAAGAUAAACCUUUACCGUCAUAGUAGACAUUGAACGUUUAUAACCAAACUGGCUAAAACUCUGUUGGCCGAUGGUAGCUAUAGCUAGCCACAUGCUAACCUAAGUGCUACCACUAGCAGUAGUAAAUCCAGGUAUAGUUGCUAAAACAAACAUCGCCUUCCAUGAUAUCCUGCAUGUUAUGUCGGCCUAUAAUGACCAAGCAGUUCAUCGAAAAUAAAGACAUAAACAAUUACAUUAAUCAGAUUGGUAUUUGACCAUUCAUUUCUGCAAAACAUGCAGUAUUCUGUUGUUGUAGUUGUUGUAGCUAGCUUGCUAGCUAGCUUAUUCUAUCACCAAACACCAUGCUAGAUCCGUGUGAGUGGGCCAAUUAAUUUUGCAUGGCCCAGUGCACUUGGAUAACUGUAUAUCUAACUUUUUUAUAAUCUACUAGCAACAUGACAUGACAAAACUAUUUUGCGCACUUUAGUACCUACUUACCCGAUUCAGCGCCAUCACCGAAGCCGCCCUGUGGUGCUGUAACACCGUUGGUGUCAGUGGACUUGGAACCUACAUAUACUGUGGGCACAGAACCAGUUUUUAGCCUCCGCUUCAUGGUGAAUCCACUCUUCCACUGUUGGAAGCCGUCAUAAACGUUUGGGGCAAAGUGAGCCCCGACUAUGACUGAAGGGCCAGGGGUUCCCCUGACCCAGUCUGCCUGAAGCGGUACAACUUUUUUCUCGCAUUUCGACCAAACAUGCAUGCCAGUAAACGGUGCACUGCCGCCACCACCAGGCCGUUCCUCUCUUGACGUCAAAGCCGCAAGGUAUUGUUGGUAUGAGUUUUUGAUAAAUGUAAUUCAAAUUGCGAAAAUAGAACUGUGUAAUAUUUGUUGUUCAUAAACUUUUGCCUAAAGACCGAUUUUAGAUGGAAUAUCAUCUCUCUACUUUGUUAGAUUUGCGGAAAUAUAAUGUGUAACCUGUCCUUUUUAAAUGAAAAUGAAUCCAGUCAAUAAUCUAGCAGCCAAGUUGUACUCAACAGCUCAAUCUCUAUGGUAUCACUACUUAGUUUCCCGUAGCAACCACAGUGAUUCCCCUAUAUUUAUUUAGCAAAUCGUUGCUGCCGCUCCAAAAGAUACUGUAUGAAAAAUGUUCUCUCUCAAAAAAUUGUUUAAAUAUAUAUACACUACCGGUCAAAAGUUUUAGAACACCUACUCAUUCAAGGGUUUUUCUUUAUUUUUACUAUUUUCUACAUUGUAGAAUAAUAGUGAAGACAUCAAAACUAUAAAAUAACACAUAUGGAAUCAUGUAGUAACCAAAAAACUGUUAAACAAAUCAAAAUAUUUUAUAUUUGAGAUUCUUCAAAUAGCCACCCUUUGCCUUGAUGACAGCUUUGCACACUCUUGGCAUUCUCUCAACCAGCUUCUCCUGGAAUGCUUUUCCAACAGUCUUUAAGGAGUUCCAACAUAUGCUGAGCACUUGUUGGCUGUUUUUCCUUCACUCUGCGGUCCGACUCAUCCCAAACCAUCUCAAUUUGGUUGAGGUCGGGUGAUUGUGUAGGCCAGGUCAUCUGAUGUAGCACUGAAGGUGUGUUGGGUCAUUGUCCUGUUUAAAACAAAUGAUAGUCCCACGAAGCCCAAACCAGAUGGGAUGGCGUAUCACUGCAGAAUGCUGUGGUAGCCAUGUUGGUUAAGUGUGCCUUGAAUUCUAAAUAAAUCAGACAGUGUCACCAGCAAAGCACCUCCACACCAUAAUACCACCUCCAUGUUUUACGGAGGGAAAUACACAUGCAGAGAUCAUCAGUUCACCCACACUGCGUCUCACAAAGACACAGUGGUUGAAACCAAAAAUCUCCAAUUUGGACUCCAGACCAAAGGACAGAUUUCCACCAGUCUAAUGUCCAUUGCUUGUGUUUUUGGCCCAAGCAAGUCUCUUCUUAUUGGUGUCCAUUAGUAGUGGUUUCUUUGCAGCAAUUAGACCAUGAAGGCCUGAUUCACACAGUCUCUGAACAGUUGAUGUUGAGAUGUGUCUGUUACUUGAACUCUGUGAUGCAUUUAUUUGGGCUGUAAUUUCUGAGGCUGGUAACUCUAAUGAACUUAUCCUCUGCAGCAGAGGUAACUCUGGGUCUUCCAUUCCUGUGGCGGUCCUCAUGAGAAUGCCAAGAGUGUGCAAAGCUGUCAUCAAGGCAAAGGGUGGCUAUUUGAAGAAUCUCAAAUAUAAAAUAUAUUUUGAUUUGUUUUAACACUUGUUUUUGGUUACUACAUGAUUCCAUAUGUUAUUUCAUAGUUUUGAUGUCUUCACUAUUAUUCUACAAUGUAGAAAAUAGUAAAAAUAAAGAAAAACCCUUGAAUGAGAAGGUGUUCUAAAACUUUUCACUGUGUGUGUUUUUAUUUAUUUAUUUGGGAUGGUAAAAUGUUUUCAGUGUAAACUUAAAUGACUAAAACCAGGAUAGGAAGUAUAUAGAAAAGAUAAUGGAGCAAUAUAUAUUUAAAUAAGAUCAUCUUUGAGCACUAACGAUCACCAAAAUUAACUAGACAGUCAGGGAGAAUCUAAAAUUCCAAAAAUGUCAUGGCAUGGGGCCCCCAUUGAUUUUGUUGUUCUGUUUAAGUGAUUCCGAUAGCAUAAGAACACGGCAUAAGCAAUGGCAAAAUGUCGUAUUGCAGCGAACUUGCUUUAAAACUGUAAACUUUUCUUUCUGCCUAUGGCAAAAUGUGUAGAACAGAACAUUUGCUUUAAAACAGCAACAUUUUGUCUAAGGACAGACUCAAAUGUUUGGUCGGCGACCACACCAUUGGUCAUGCCCACCGCUGCUGAAAAAAAUCCUAGGGGAAACACUGAAACUGGUCGCCUGGACUGUCUCCAUGUGUCCAGUCUGUGGGGUGUAUCCCAUGUCUUUUAAGUCCUGAGCCCAGACCUGAGUUAUAUCUCUCUCUCUCUGUGUCAAGGAGCCCAUCGUCUUAUAACCUCAUAAAUCCCAUGCUCGGCGGCCAGAAUCCUGUGAUUCUCAAGGUCCUGUUAAUGACUAGGACCGAGGAAAUGACUUGUCAUUUUUCUUCAGCUGACUGCUGUUAGUGCUGCUGCUGACGCUGUGUGACUGACUGCUGUGGCUCCUGAAGCCUCAAUCUGCUGUUUCAUUAUACUUGUAUUACUCUGGCGUAGGCUUUGAUUAGAGGUUUGGACUGAGGAAAAAGACAAAAGAAACUGGAAAGAAAUGAAAUAUUGAAGACACGCAUCCUCCUGUCUUACUGUAACACCACUUAGAUCAUAGAAUUUCUAGAAGGGACAAAGCCCCUCAAGACCACCUUGAAUGGGAAUGUCUGUUCUAGUAAUUAUAUUUCUGUGACCCAGAUGACAGAGCAUUUUUCAUAUUAAAAAAUAAAAUAAACUCCUAUCUUUGUCUCAACAGGAUGACCUGAGGAAAGAGGACUUCAGCACUAUGAGUGCUCCGCUGCUCUACAAGAUGAUCAAGUCUAAAACAGAUUUCCCACUUCACAAAGCCAUCAAAGUCGAGAGGGAAGACGUGGUCUUCCUCUACCUCAUUGAGAUGGACUCGCAGGUGAGUGAAAGCUUCACAGGUUUGCCUCGGAGACCCCCCAAGUAGUUUCAGGGCUUGUAAAAUUAUACCUAGGCUAAAUAUAAGCCUUGCACAACCAAAAGACUCACUAAUAAUUUCAUUAUUUUAUCAAAACAGUUUAACCUGCUUUUUUUGCAAAAAUCACUGAUCUGACUUUCAAGUCUGUCUAUGAAAAUGCCAUUUUUGUUACUAUAACCAAAACCAUGCAAAAUGCAGUGCACAUUAAUAAUGACCAACUUCUGGUAGCAGGCAUUCUAGAACAUUAACACAGGUCUCAUAAACAAUCUCUGAAGCACAAGCCCACAUGCUAGUGAGUAGCCAGCUAAUCUUUAUAUUUCGAGUUUAGCCAACUUGGAUCUAUUUGCUAGCUAACAAAGUAGAACAGUUGAAUUGUUAUGAACACACCCUCCUGUAUGUCUCCAACCUCCAACUGUUAGAACAACAGCCUGUUCACUUUGUUUAGAUGUUGAAAUCAAGUGGCCUACCUGGGUAAGAAGAUAAGCAUUUCUCAAGUUGCUAUGCCAAUUCCUUAUAUAAAUAUGUGUUAUGCUGCAAGCAGUGCGUGACAAACUGAGCAUAAUUUUCCACAAUCAUGUUCAUUGGGCUCCCGUGUGGUGCACCGGUCUAAGGCACUGCAUCUCAGUGCUUGAGGCGUCACUACAGACCCCCUGGUUCGAUUCCAGGCUGUAUCACAACCGGCCGUGAUUGGGAGUCCCGUUGAGUGGCACGCAAUUGGCCCAGCGUCGUCCAGGUUUGGCCGGUGUAGGCCGUCAUUGUAAAUAAGAAUUAGUUCUUCACUGACUUGCCUAGUUGAAUAAAAAAAACAAAUGAAUCCUCCCGUUUCAGUAGGAUCUGCUAUGUUCUAAAUGUUGGAAGUCGAGAUAAAAGGGUAUCAUUAGAAGGGGAAUCAACCGAUUUCUGUUGGACCAAACCUCAAAUGCAAAUAGCGAGUUGAAACUGCUUGUUGUCACAGAGGAAGAAGGGAUCUUUUGUCGAGUGGCGGGGGGAGGGGCUUGGUGUUUGUGCGAGUGGGAAGGUGCAUGGUACACACAGCACACAAGGAGCGAUGAAGAAGAGACUAAAAAGGUAUUGCGAUACAGGCAUUUGGAACAUCGUGCUAAAAGAUUCAUUUGAUUUAUCACCCAGCCCCGUAUUCACAAGGAGUCUCAGCUGGAGUGCUGAGAAAGGAUCCGUUUACAGAGCAGUGUUGAGAAGCCAACUAGACCGUUUUUAUAAAAAAAUGUAUACAUGUUGUAUUCUCCACAUCUCCAGUUGCCUGGGAAGCUGAAUGAACUGGACAACAAUGGCGACUUGGCCCUGGACCUGGCUCUGUCUCGUAAACUGGAGAGUAUCGCCACCACGCUGGUCAACAACAAAGCAGACGUGGACAUGGUGGACCAGAGUGGCUGGAGCCUCCUUCACAAAGCCAUCCAAAGAGGUAGUGGGUGUCGCACAUUCUUUCUCUACAGUAUGUCACGUAAUAUAUAUGGCUUCAGGUACAUUGCAUUAUCAACAACAACCCUCCCCAUGUAAGCUCAAUGCUGGGCUAGAGAUGAACCGUGUUGAAUACUAAGGGUAAAGACACACCCCAUUGUGUGUCCUACUUCUCCACACGUCUCCUGAUGUGCGCACUACUACAGCACCCGCACACACAGCCAGUCAUGGAAUGGGAAAGUGUGGAGAAUGGAGACGUGCGUCUUGAUUCCCUCACCCUUUCUUCUCUUCCUCUGCCCCCGCAGGUGAUGAGUUCGCCUCCACCUUCCUGAUCCGCCACUCGGCCCAGGUGAACGCGGCCACGGUCGGGGCGGUGGAGACCCCCCUGCACCUGGUGUGUUCUUUUAGCCCCAAGAAGCACUCUGGGGAGGUGAUGAGUGGCAUGGCCCGCAUCGCAGAGGCCCUACUCAAGAUAGGGGCCAACCCCAACAUGCAGAACAGCAAGGGAAGGUGGGUAAUACUAUACAGCAAUCACUCUGAUCCAUUGAGCCCAUCUGGUGUGAUAUAGCAACGGUCUAUUCGAGUUGGAGCUUGAUUUAGACUGAUUGUUCUGACUUCAAAUCAGCAUCUGAACUUUAUAGACACAAUCUGCCAUUGCUUCUAAUGCUUUGAUCUGUUUGUGUGAGUUUUUUUUCUUCAUGAUCCCAAUACUGUGAUGCUAUACGUUUUUGGUUUUUGUUUCACAGAACUUCCCUACAUGAAGCGGUGGUGUCGGGGAACGAGCCUGUGUUCAACCAGCUCCUACAGUGUAAACAGUGAGUUAAAACAGAAAACCUUUUACUAAACCAACCACAUGUCCUAGUCCCCAUUGACCUUAUUGAAAACAUCCUGAGGUGUAGCCUCUAUUUCCUGCUGUAUUACUGUCAUAUUUCCUUCUCUCUUUCCCCAUUCCUCUCUUUCCUCCUUUCCUCUCCUAUUCCCUCCUCUGUUUGCCCCUUUCCUCUCGCCCCCCCCCCCCCCCCCCCCUCUUUCCUCCCCUUUUUCCUCCUGUGCCUCUCUCCUCAGGCUGGACCUGGACCUGAAGGACCAUGAGGGGAGCACAGCUCUGUGGCUGGCCCUGCAGUACAUCACCGUGUCCUCUGACCCCAACGUUAACCCCUUCGAGGACGACGCUCCGGUGGUGGAGAAUGGAACAUUGUUUGAUGAAAACAGCUUUGCUGCCCAGCUCAUCCAGAGAGGCAGUAACCCAGACGCACCAGACACAGCCACAGGUAAAAUGUCUGAUUUGAAGGGAAUAUGGGAUGGGAUAAUGUAUACAUGUUUAUGUAUGAUUUGUAACUUGAAUGAAUAAUAAUAAAAUAAAUAAAGUAUUAAACGAUAUGGAAGUCAGUGCACUAUUAUGUUGUUGAAUCUUACACUCUUUUUCUCCUUCUCUCGCUUCUUCCUUCCCUCCAUCCAUCCCUCCUCAGAGAACUGUCUCAUGCAGAGGGCAGCGGGUGUUGGCAGUGAGGCUGCCGCCCUCUUCCUGGCCACACAUGGGGCAAAGGUCAACCAUGCCAACAAAUGGGUAUGAAAUGAUGUACUGCAGAAUCACAUGAUACAUCACACCCCUGUCAGUUCAUCACAAAUGACUACUUCAGACACUACAGUGCAAUAGUGAAUCUUAAGUUCUGCUGCUUCAAACUGCACUGCAUCACAAACUACUGCGUCAUACAAGCUAUAAAAAAAAAACACACUCUAUCCUGUCUGUUUGUAUGUCUGACUCUCUGUGUAUGUAUGUCUCCUCCUCCUCCCCCAUAGGGUGAGACCCCUCUCCACACGGCGUGUCGCUGUGGUCUGGCUGGCCUGACGGCAGAGCUGCUCCAGCAGGGGGCUAACCCUAACCUGCAGACCCAGAAGGCCCUCCCCGAUGAGGCCCUGGCCCAGGGGGUGUCCCUGCAGAGCCCCCUCCACAUGGCCAUCGUACACAACCACCCCGACGUGGUGUCAGUCAUCCUGGAACAGAAAGGUAGGUUAGUGGACAGUGGGCAGCAUCUCCACGUCAAUCAGCCCAGGAGAUGAAUGAACAUGAUUGACACCCAGAGGGAAUAUUGAAUUUGUUACCGGCAUACCGACAAUGUCAUUUCCUGGUGUUUCCAGCCAAUGCUCUUCACGCCACCAACAACCUACAAAUCAUCCCAGACUUCAGCCUCAAAGACUCCAUGGACCAGACGGUGUUGGGCCUAGCCCUCUGGACAGGUAGGCUUCACUAACAACAAAAACACUACACUCACCAGAUGGGUAGCUACUAGCUAUGUCAGUGUGAAAGAGCUGGCCGACGCUCUAUCAAUUAAAAUGCAUUUAAAGGGAUACUGUGAGAUUAUGGAGUUUGUCUACAUAAACAGAGUCAGAUUAACUUGUGGAUAUCAUUUUUAUCUCUGUGUGCAGUAUGAAGGAAAUUAGAGGUAGUUUUGUGAGCCAACGCUAACAAGCGUUAGCGCAAUGACUGGAAGUCUACAGGUAGGCUAGCAUAUGCUAAUGUGCCUUUAGACUUCCAGUCAUUGGAAGUCUACAGGUACUCCACAAAUUCAUCUGACUCUGGGUAAGUAGAAAAACAACUUAAUUGCCAGAAUUGCGGAGUAUCCUUUUAAAAACAGACUGAGUAGCUUCAUGUCCUUGUAGGGCUCACUCCUUCACACUUCCUCCUCCUUUUCCAGUCUCGCAUGCCAUGGAUAGCGAGACAAACGGAGGUAUGUGCAGCCAAACGUUUCUAGUCAUGAUAGUCCAACCUAAAACAUAGUCCAUAGACCGGUGGUUUUCAACCUGUGGGUCCGCACAUUUUAAACGUAAAAAAAUUAUAGAUUAAUUUUCUUCCUAAAUUAAUAACACUUGGGAGUAUUAAUAGUAUUUUAAGCUAUUUUUACAUGUACUUUUCACAAUGCAAAUUGUUAAUAAUAAUAGUAGGCCUUUAACUUGUAACAUUCACUGCUAAAAUGGACUAAAUUUGACCACCAAGAUAAUUUUUAGAAAUUAUUUGUGACUCCGCGAAUGGUGGUCCUCGUGCUUUUGACUGAUUUGGUGGUCCCCGGAACGGAGAAGGUUGGGAACCGCUGCUAUAGACGUAGUCCCCACUGUAGUCUAGCAGUAGCUCCCCUUACAGAUUGUCCCAGAUUGAGGUCCUGCUCCUGCCGUGUGCGCCACUGCUUUGCCUGUGCUUUGCACCUGCUUCUUUUGGACUUUUCGCACUGUUCGAUCAAGAUACAGAACAAAUCAACAGUGGAGAGGUGCAAUUGACAGGAUUUUAAAUAGGAUUUUAAAAGGGUAGUUUGGUCUCACGGAACAAUGUUCUGCAUCAGAUCAUGUGUUCAACCUCACUGCUGUUCGGGAUCCACAGCAUUCAGUCUGCCUGUGUCUCUCGUCUGUCCCUCAGGUAUACACACCAUAGCAGCCCAACUCCUGGGCUCUGGGGCGUCCAUCAACGACACCAUGUCCAAUGGUCAGACCCUGCUGCACAUGGCCAUCCACAGACAGGACAGCAAGAGUGCCCUAUUCCUCCUGGAGCACCAGGCUGACAUCAAUGUCAAGUAGGAGGACAGGAUGGGGACAAUAAGUCACAGAUCAGGAGCUUCAUAAACCAGCAGUUGCAUUUCUCAAUUCUUUAUUUCCCCUCGAGGGGAAUUUAAUUUGCCUUCUUAAAAGUCAGACAACGUAUCAUACAAAAACAAUGGAGCAGUCUCCCAUUUUAUACAACAAUGCAAAGAUGUAUGGUAGCACAAGCCAUAGAUGAUAUGAUCUGUAGUGUUGCACAUUGGCUGUGUAUCCCUGUGAGGUGUUUAUGUAAGUAGGUGUAAAAGACCGACAUGUCUCCCUCCCCGCAGAACCCAGGAGGGUGAGACUGCGCUGCAGCUGGCCAUCAGUAACCAGCUCCCCCUGGUGGUGGACGCAAUCUGCACACGGGGGGCCGACAUGUCCGUGGUGGACGAGAGGGGACACCCCCCUCUGUGGCUGGCCCUGGAGAACGGCCUAGAGGACAUCGCCUCCACACUGGUGAGACCUGAGGAAGAGGGGGGGUAAAGAAGGCGGCGAAGUGGGAGGAAGUGUGGUGGUUGUGGAAAUGGGAGCUCACAGAUGAAUGCAAAUAAGUGACCAUGGAAUCCCAUGAUGGUUGUAUGUGAGAGCCUCAACUCAGUAUGCUAGUCUAUAACGUGCAUGUCAUAAGUAGGGCGAGGAGUCAUCCAGGUCAGGAAAAAAAAACUCCUGGCCGGUCCUAGUUUUGAGUGGGAUUGGUAUGUGAAUAUGUCUGCUGGUCUCUGCUACUGUAGGUCCGACACGGUUGUGACGCCACCAGUUGGAGCUCUGGUCCCUCAGGCUGUCAGCAGACCCUCCUCCACAGGGCUGUGGAUGAGAACAACGAGGUCACCGCCUGCUUCCUCAUCCGCAGGUCUGUCUGAUCACUCAUCCCUCACAACGCACUCAUUCCUCUUGAUCAAAUUAACAUAUUUGUAGAAUGGAGAGAGUGUUGCCGACCCCGCCUCAAUGGGUGGCUGCACUCAUCCUUUACUAUGGUCUCACAGCAAAUGAUACUCAUCCCUCUUUUAUAGCAAAUAUAUAAACUGCUUUUUAUAUCCGAGAGAGUGGCACCUCACCUUCUAAUGCCCUUAUCCAUCAAUGUGCCCAUAAUCCUUUUUGCGGCAUUUGUUGAUAACUAAAUCUGAAAAUACUCUGGAUAGGGCUGGGCGAUAUGGCUAAAAUAUAAUAUCACAAUAGUUUUCAAAUCACUAUUUUUGUAAUCUUUGACAGUAUUUUAUGUUUUUGAAUAAUAAAACUUCUACAUUUGCUGUAUGAGUAGUGCGUGACCCUACGGCGGCAACACAUACAUGAUUUCGUGAUUUCAAUGGGUCUUUCUCCUUUCUGAUUGUUUUAUACUGUUCAACUUCAACCAAAAAUAAUUUCCAGUAUUUUCAUCAAUUUCUGCAUUUCCUGCACUCAUUUGAGAUCAUUUCCACACUGCCACGUAGGGCUGUACGAUAUGGGCAAAAAAUCAAGGCCUUAUUUUUAACCAAAUGUUGCAAUUGCUAUUUGACCAUUUUUUAGAUCAAAACACUUGGGUGAACUGUUGGAAUCAUGGAAAUUGAAUGAUUAUUCUAAUUCUAUAGUUAGAAUAUAAUAGUGGGCACUUUGAAUACAGUGUUGUUUGACAUGACAACUAAUGAAAAUGCCAGGGAGGAGUUAUUGUGACCGGGUAGGAACCAAAGUGUUGGUCAGUGUUUUCUAGGGGACCCCAUAAUCUUUGGCUACCUUAAAUGUUUAUUCUUCAUGUAGCCAACAUAUUCAUGCUUUGCCUAUUCCUCUUUGACAUAGAAGAUAUUGUUGCACAAUCAAUAUGCUGAUUUAGGCCUACACCAUCACUGGUACCAGGCUGGACAGCUAGCUACGUUUGCUCUGACUCAGUACAUUUAUUAGCUAGCUAGCUAACACUAUUUAGCAAGAACAUGCUAAGAAUUGUUGUUCACUCGAUCCCCCCCCCCCCCCCCCCCCCCCCCCCAAAAAAAAAAUAACUUGCUAAGAAAAGACAAACUAGCUGUUUGCAGAUGUAAGAAACACAAACUAAUAGUGCAAUUAUAGAACGCAUGUGGAUUUAUAUUAAGAAGCAAAGUGGAAACAUCGUUGUCAUCAACAUUGUUGCAUGUGCUGCAUUGACCAUGCAGACUGAACACAAGUCCCUCCUGGUCAAGCAACAACAAAUGCGCUCCUUGAGUGACGUGGCGUGGAGAGGGAUGACUCAAGUAGCGGUGUAAACUAUAAAAAUGUACGUUACACACGGCAUAUCACAUUUUAACAAACCCAACAUUCAAAUACUGUUAGAAGGUAAAGUAAAAACCCAAACUGGUCCUUGCAUCAAUACCGGUAUAUUGGGUAAGGUGGGCAUGAUUAUAAAUGAUAAAAUAUUUUCAACCCGGGUUAAGCCAGUGUUUUUUUGGGGGGGUUGGUUUUACUGUUUAGCAGAGCCUGGGUCUGGGUGAUGAUCAAGCUCACACUUAUUGUUGUUUGGCUGCUAAUUCAAGUGGUAGUAUUUCUGUCUGUAAUAAAGCCCUUUUGUGGGGAUAAAGUUAUUCUGAUUGGCUGGGCCUGGCUCCCCAGUGGGUGGGCCUAUGCCCUCCAAGGCGCACCACCCAUGGCUGCACCCCUGCCCAGUCUUGUGAAAUCCAUAGAUUGGGGCCUAUUGAAUUUAUUUCAAUUGACCUGAUUUCCUUAUGAACUGUAACUCAGUAAAAUAUUUGAAAUUGUUGCAUGUUGCGUUUAUAUAUUUCUAUUCAGUAUAGUUGAGGAAUCCAUCUUGGUUCUGAAUGAGUCAGCAAGAGGAUGUAGUUUCAUGGUUAAUCAGUGUGAUCCAUGCCUUAUGACUGUGUAAACUCACACACAGCCCAUACAAAUCUGUCCCAGCCAACAGGCUUACUGUAGCUCUGUAAUUACCUCAGGUGAUCUGUCUUGUCGACAGAGCCACUUUAUCAUGCCAACUCGUUCAUGGGGUAACUGGGUGUAUUUCUAAUGUUGGUUUAACAGAGGAAUGAAAGGGUAAAGACACUUAGCGCUUUGAAAUUGAGUUUUUUAUUUACAGGAUCUAUAUCAAAUAGUGAUCUAUCUACAGUGUUUUCUAGUCGAGUGUACGCUGCUCUGUCAAUGGCUUCCAACGCUCUAGUUUCUUACUGUAACCUGUUGGUAUAGUGCCAGCUGAAAUGUGUCUAAUCCUGUCUCUCCUCUAGUGGUUGUGAUGUGAACAGCCCGCGGCGUCCGGGUCCUAGCGGAGAGGGGGAUGAGGAGGCCAGGGACGGACAGUCACCCCUCCACCUGGCAGCCAGCUGGGGGCUGGAGGAGGUGGUGCAGUGCCUUCUGGAGUUUGGGGCCAAUGUCAACACACAGGUAUGUCUCACUUACUUACUUAGGCCUUUUACUCCUCAUGGAGCCUAGGCCAUCUACAACAGCUUUUCAGCAUAUGCAGUCUCACUGACUGUCAAUCCACAGGUCAGUCUCACCAGGCAGUCACUCCUCUAAGCACAGGAAUCUCCCACUCCUCACUUUUAAUAGAUUCCUCCACUUUGAGAGUCAUGAUCUAAAAGCAUGCUUAAUGAGUGAGUGAGAGUGAGUGGGCGGCAGGUAGCUUAGUGGUGAAGAGCGUUGUGCCAGUAACCGAAAGGGCGCUGGUUCUAAUCCCCGAGCCGACUAGGUGACAAAUAUGUCGAUGUGCCCUUGAGCAAGGCACUUAACCCUAAUUGCUCCUGUAAGUCGCUCUGGAUAAAAGCGUCUGCUAAAUGACGUAAAUGUAAAAAAAAAUGUAAAUGAGUAUCUCGCGUCUGUCCCAUCCAAGUCCAUUGAUUGUGGCUAAUAUGAGCUAUGUCUACCCAGGACUCAGAGGGCCGGGCUCCAAUUCACGUUGCCAUUAGCAGCCAGCACAAUGUCAUCAUCCAGCUGCUCAUAUCCCACCCGGACAUACGUCUGAACGCGCGUGAUCGCCUGGGCAUGACCCCCUUCGCCUGCGCCAUGACACACAAGAACAACAAGGCUGCAGAGGCCAUCCUCAAGAGAGAGCCCGGGGCUGCCGAACAGGUGAGAGAGACUCACACAAACACACACACACCACUUCUCCCUGUUUAUUUUGUCACAUACUACCCCGUUACUUUACCUUUGUUAUAGUGAUGGGCAUUUGAAAUCAGUCAAAAGUUUGGACACACCUACUCAUUCAAUGGUUUUUCUUUAUUUUUACUAUUUUCUACAUUGUAGAAUAAUAGUGAAGACAUCAAAACUAUGAAAUAACACAUGGAAUCAUGUAGUAACCAAAAAGGUGUUCUUCAAAUAACCAACCUUUGCCUUGAUGACAGCUUUGCACACUCUUGGCAUUCCCUCAAUCAGCUUCAUGAGGAAUGCUUUUCCAACAGUCUUGAAGGAGUUCCCACAUAUGCUGAGCACUUGUUGGCUGCUUUUCCUUCACUCUGAGGUCCGACUCAUCCCAAACCAUCUCAAUUGGGUUGAGAUUGGGGGAUUGUGGAGGCCAGGUCAUCUGAUGCAGCCCUUACACAGCCUGGAGGUGUGUUGGGUCAUUGUCCUGUUGAAAAACAAAUGACAGUCCCACUAAGCCCAAACCAGAUGGGAUGGUGUAUCGUUGCAGAAUGCUGUAGUAGCCAUGCUGGUUAAGUGUGCCUUGAAUUCUAAAUAAACCACAAACGGUGUCACCAGCAAAGCACACCCACACCAUCACACCACCUCCUCCAUGCUUCACGGUUGGAGCCACACAUGCAGAGAUCAUCCGUUCACUUACUCUGCGUCUCACAAAGACACAGCGGUUGUAACCAUACAUCUCAAAUUUGGACUCAUCAGACCAAAGGACAGAUUUCCACCAGUCUAAUGUCCAUUGCUUGUGUUUCUUGGCCCAAGCAAGUCUCUUCUUAUUAUUGGUGUCCUUUAGUAGUGGUUUCUUUGCAGCAAUUCGACCAUGAAAGCCUGAUUCACGCAGACAGUUGAUGUUGAGAUGUGUCUGUUACUUGAAUUCUGUGAAGCAUGUAUUUGGGCUGCAAUCUGAGGUGCAGUUAACUCUAAUGAACUUAUCCUCUGCAGCAGAGGUAAGCCAGUUUCAUCAUAGUGCUUGAUGGUUUUUGCGACUGCGCUUGAAGAAACGUUAAAAGUUCUUGAAAUGUUCCGUAUUGACUGACCUUCAUGUCUUAAAGCAAUGAUGGACUGUCAUUUCUCUUUGCUUAUUUGAGCUGUUCUUGCCAUAAUAUGAAUAUUAUUCUACAAUGUAGAAAGUAGUAAAAAAAUAAAGAAACCCUUGAGUGAGUAGGUGUGUCAACUCUUGACUGGUACUUUAUAUAGUUUCAGCUUAAAUGGAGACUUGUUCGCGCGACUCAGGAUAGAGCCAUAAUUUGAAAGCGUGUUCUGUUGCCAACAUGGCUAGCUAAGUUACAAAAUACGAUUGUAAUUUUGGUGCGCCUACAAUAGUCCGGUGCAUUCAAGUGCGUGUUCCCUGUCAAAUUUCUUCACAAUACAACAAACAGCUUUUUCUGAACAGAAUGAUCCUAAGGUAUGAUGCUAUGUCAUCUUGUGACUUUACAUCAAGCAUAGUGAUCAUAAACGUUGACACUGUAUAUGACAUGAGUUUUAUGAGUCCAAAUGUGCACUUCACAUUUCCAAAUAAUGGGUGUUUUGGAUUGCUUGUAUGACAUCAAAGCUGUAUUUAUUAUAAUCUUCAACGUCUCCUCUUUCAAAAUACACUGCUCAAAAAAAUAAAGGGAACACUUAAACAACACAAUGUAACUCCAAGUCAAUCACACUUCUGUGAAAUCAAACUGUCCACUUAGGAAGCAACACUGAUUGACAAUACAUUUCACAUGCUGUUGUGCAAAUGGAAUAGACAACAGGUUUGCUGUGUCUGUCAGCGUAGUGUCCAGAGCAUGGAGGCGCUACCAGGAGACAGGCCAGUACAUCAGGAGACGUGGAGGAGGCCGUAGGAGGGCAACAACCCAGCAUCAGGACUGCUACCUCCGCCUUUGUGCAAGGAGGAGCAGGAGGAGCACUGCCAGAGCCCUGCAAAAUGACCUCCAGCAGGCCACAAAUGUGCAUGUGUCUGCUCAAACGGUCAGAAACAGACUCCAUGAGGGUGGUAUGAGGGCCCGACGUCCACAGGUGGGGGUUGUGCUUACAGCCCAACACCGUGCAAGACGUUUGGCAUUUGCCAGAGAACACCAAGAUUGGCAAAUUCGCCACUGGUGCCCUGUGCUCUUCACAGAUGAAAGCAGGUUCACACUGAGCACGUGACAGAGUCUGGAGACGCCGUGGAGAACGUUCUGCUGCCUGCAACAUCCUCCAGCAUGACCGGUUUGGCGGUGGGUCAGUCAUGGUGUGGGGUGGCAUUUCUUUGGGGGGCCGCACAGCCCUCCAUGUGCUCGCCAGAGGUAGCCUGACUGCCAUUAGGUACCGAGAUGAGAUCCUCAGACCCCUUGUGAGACCAUAUGCUGGUGCGGUUGGCCCUAGGUUCCUCCUAAUGCAAGACAAUGCUAGACCUCAUGUGGCUGGAGUGUGUCAGCAGUUCCUGCAAGAGGAAGGCAUUGAUGCUAUGGACUGGCCCGCCCGUUCCCCAGACCUGAAUCCAAUUGAGCACAUCUGGGACAUCAUGUCUCGCUCCAUCCACCAACGCCACGUUGCACCACAGACUGUCCAGGAGUUGGCGGAUGCUUUAGUCCAGGUCUGGGAGGAGAUCCCUCAGGAGACCAUCCGCCACCUCAUCAGGAGCAUGCCCAGGCGUUGUAGGGAGGUCAUACAGGCACGUGGAGGCCACACUCACUACUGAGCCUCAUUUUGACUUGUUUUAAGGACAUUACAUCAAAAUUGGAUCAGCCUGUAGUGUGGUUUUCCACUUAAGUUUUGAGGGUGACUCCAAAUCCAGACCUCCAUGGGUUGAUAAAUUUGAUUUCCAUUGAUCAUUUUUGUGUGAUUUUGUUGUCAGCGCAUUCAACUAUGUAAAGAAAAAAAGUAUUUAAUAAGAUUACUUCAUUCAUUCAGAUCUAGGAUGUGUUAUUUUAGUGUUCCCUUUAUUUUUUUGAGCAGUGUACAUCGAGUCCUCAUUAUUUACAUCAGUUUCCUCACACAGACAACAAAACAUUUGCAAAAGGUGCCCAAUUAGCGGGAGUGAUGGGAGUAACUUCUUUUCAGGCGUUGUUCAAGUUAAGAACCACUGUCAGUCAAAACAAUACUGCGCUGUGAAGCGGAGACCUUGAGCUCUGACAUCAUGUAUAACGUGUUACUAUACUGCUACCGUGUUCCAAUUUAGGUGCUUAUCAGUUUUCAAAUCUGUUCUUUUGAACCCGUAUACGGGUACGAGUGUAAAGAGUUAAAAUAGGCCGCAUACUAACGUCCGUUCAGCUAUUUAAAUAACCGUGCCCAUCCCUCCUUUGUUAGUAACGCCAAACACAUUGUGUAUGAUGAAGUCUAACCCACAAUCAUUCUCUUUCCUCUCAGGUGGAUAACAAAGGGCGUAACUUCCUGCAUGUGGCGGUGCAGAACUCUGACAUCGAAAGUGUUCUGUUCCUGAUCAGUGUCGAGGCCAACGUGAACUCCCGGGUGCAGGACGCUGCCAAGCAGACUCCUCUACACCUGGCUGUUCAGGCUGGCUCGGAGAUCAUCGUCCGCAACCUAGUAAUGAUACCUAUCCUACCUCCUCACCUGGAGCUAAACGGCUUUCUCACCAGUGUGAGAAGCUGUUAUUCUGUCUGAAUAGCUGUGUCUGUGGGCUCUAUUUUAACAAACCUAAGUUGAUCUUGGCGCUCUUGCGUGGCACUAUAGCACAGUGGGAAUCAAUGGCGCAGUAGCUGGCCGUGGCACGAAAGGGCUGGGUUUUGAUGCAACAUGCUCCAUGGCUUUAUACUGUCACGGUGUGGUGGUAUUAACCAAACCCAAGAAAAUGGAGCCCCAAGUGUUGUCUAUCUAGGAUGUUUCGUCAUGGUGUGCAGAUUACCAGAUUGUGACAUGUUUAAUAUGUCAGGAACCACAUGAAUAUGCUGUUCUGAGAUACGGAACUCAAAUGUAAAAGAGACAACCUUGAAUGCAACCAACGUCUCUGUGUGUCUGAGAUGCUUGUGUGUCUGAUUUCGACUCCUAUCUGACUCUUAUGUCCAUUGCAGCUGCUGGCAGGGGCCAAAGUGAAUGAGCUGACCAAACACAGACAGACAGCUCUACACCUAGCGUCCCAGCAGGACCUGGCUACUAUCUGCUCUGUGCUGCUGGAGAACGGAGUGGACUUCACCGCUGUGGACGAGAAUGGCAACAACGGUACCGACUGAGCAGUAAUGUAGGCUGUGUCCCAAAUGGCACCCUAUUCCCCAUGUAUAGUGCACUACUUUUGACCAGGGAAUUGGAGAAUAGGGUGCCAUUUGGGACUCAACCAUAGAUGAGAUCAAAUAAAAUGUUAUUUGUCACAUGCGCCGAAUACAACAGGUGUAGACCUUACAGUGAAAUGUUAACCAACAAUGCAGUUUUAAGAAAGAAUACCCCCCCCCCCCAAAAAAAUGUGUGUGUGUAUAAAGAGCAGCAGUAAAAUAACAAUAGCGAGGCUAUAUACAGGGGGCACCGGUACAGAGUCAAUGUGCGUGGGCACUGGCCAGGCGAGGCAAUAUAUACAUGUAGGUAGAGUUAUUAAAGUGACUAUGCAUAGAUAGGAAACAGAGUAGUAGCAGCAGCAGCGCAAAAGGGGGGGGGGGCGUGCAAUGCAAAUAGUCUGGGUAGCCAUUUGAUUAGAUGUUCAGGAGUCUUAUGGCUUGGGGGUAGAAGCUGUUUAGAAGCCUCUUGGACCUAGACUUGGCGCUCCGGUACCGCUUGCCGUGCGGUAGCAGAGAGAACAGUCUAUGACUAGGGUGGCUGGAGUCUUUGACAAUUUUUAGGGCCUUCCUCUCACACCGCCUGGUAUCGAUAUCCUGGAUGGCAGGAAGCUUUGCCCCAGUGAUGUACAGGGCUGUACGCACUACCCUCUGUAGUGCCUUGCAGUCGGAGGUCGAGCAGUUGCUAUACCAGGCAGUGAUGGAACCAGUCAGGAUGCUCUCGAUGGUGCAGCUGUAGAACCUUUUGAGGAUCUGAGGACCCAUGCCAAAUCUUUUCAGUCUCCUGAGGGGGAAUAGGUUUUGUCGUGCCCUCUUCACGACCGUCUUGGUGUGAUUGGACCAUGUUAGUUUGUUGGUGAUGUGGACACCAAGGAGCUUGAAGCUCUCAACCUGCUCCACUACAGCCCCGUCGAUGAGAAUGGGGGCAUGCUCGGUCCUCUUCUUUUUCCUGUAGUCCACCAUCUCCUUUGUCUUGAUCACGUUGAGGGAGAAGUUGUUGUCCUGGCACCACACGGCCAGGUCUCUGACCUCCUCCCUAUAGGCUGUCUCGUCGUUGUCGGUGAUCAGGCCUACCACUAUUGUCUUUGGCAAACUUAAUGAUGGUGUUUGAGUCGUGCCUGGCCAUGCAGUCAUGAGUGAACAGGGAGUACAGGAGGGGACUGAGCACGCACCCAUGAGGGGCCCCCGUGUUGAGGAUCAGCAUGGCGGAUGUGUUGUUACCUACCCUUACCACCUGGUGGCGGCCCGUCAGGAAGUCCAGGAUCCAGUUGCAGAGGGAGGUGUUUAGUCCCAGGGUCCUUAGCUUGGUGAUGAGCUUUGAGGGCACUAUGGUGUUGAACGCUGAGCAUAGUCAAUGAAUAGCAUUCUCACGUAGGUGUUCCUUUUGUCCAGGUGUGAAAGGGCAGUGUGGAGUGCAAUAGAGAUUGCAUCAUCUGUGGCUCUGUUGGGGCGGUAUGCAAAUUAGAGUGGGUCUAGGGUUUCUGGGAUAAUGGUGUUGUGUGAGCCAUGACCAGCCUUUCAAAGCACUUCAUGGCUACAGACUUGAGUGCUACGGGUUGGUAGUCAUUUAGGCAGGUUAUCUUAGUGUUCUUGGGCACAGGGACUAUGGUGGUCUGCUUGAAACUUGUUGGUAUUACAGACUCAGACAGGGAGAGGUUGAAAGUGUCUGAAGACACUUGCCAGUUGGUCAGGACAUGCUCGGAGUACACAUCUUGGUAAUCCGUCUGGCCCUGCGGCCUUGUGAAUGUUGACCUGUUUUUAAAGGUCUUGCUCACAUCGGCUACGGAGAGCUUGAUCACACAGUCAUCCGGAACAGCUGAUGCUCUCAUGCAUGUUUCAGUGUUACUUGCUUCGAAGCGAGCAUAGAAGGAAUUUAGCUCAUCUGGUAGGCUCGUGUCACUGGGCAGCUCGCGGCUGUGCUUCCCUUUAUAGUCUGUAAUAGUUUGCAAGCCCUGCCACAUCCGACGAGCGUCGGAGCCGGUGUAGUACGAUUCGAUCUUAGUCCUGUAUUGAUGGGGCUGUUUCAGCUUAGAUUACAUUUCCAACUCCUGUAAUUGAAUUAGUUUGAAAUUCUGCUAUGCAGUACCCUGCACUCACUGUUUCUUUGUCCCUCAUCUCAGUUUAGCUCGUUCUAAUACUCAGGUUGUCUUCUGUCUUUUCUGUCCUCAGCACUGCACCUGGCCGUAA